Molecule: messenger RNA, 1914 nt
Organism: Anthonomus grandis grandis
Lineage: Eukaryota; Metazoa; Arthropoda; Insecta; Coleoptera; Curculionidae
Product: UDP-glycosyltransferase UGT5-like
Exons: 3
Coding region: 74-1630 (518 amino acids)
Molecular function (GO): UDP-glycosyltransferase activity
Source: RefSeq, a predicted model, not a curated record
UUUAUUCAGUCGCCGUAGAUUUGGUGGUAACCUUCAGUCGAAUCCGACGCGCCGGCUGAACAACAUCAACAAUAUGAGGCUUCAAUUUAUUUUAAUAGGAUUGUUUACAGUUUGUUUAGUGAAAACAACGGAAUGUGCGAGAAUUUUAGGUGCUUUUCCCAUGCCUGGGCAGAGCCAUUAUAUCCUGGCUUCAAAAUUAAUGAAAGGAUUGGUGAAGGCAGGCCAUGACGUUACUAUGAUUAGCCCUUAUGAGAUGAAAGAUGUUCCUAAGGGAGGAAAAUACACAGAUAUUGUACUGGAUGGAGUUGCAGAACAAUUUGCUAAAUCUAUGAAGCAAUAUGACUUAUUUAGCAUGCUCAACAUGAAUCCACUUCAACUGUUAACAACUAUGACAAAUAUGUUUGCGGAAUCAACUAAUGCGGCUUUGCACAAUGACAAAAUUAAGAAGAUGUUCAAUGCUAACCAGAAAUUUGAUGCCGUAAUUCUUGAGCAAUUCAGUAACGAUGCUCUAAAAGUUUUCGGCCAUAUUUUUGACUGCCCUGUUAUAGUAUUAAGCAGUAUGGGAGCAAAUGCGUUUGUUAAUCCACUAGUUGGCAAUCCACAACCGGUUGCCUAUGCUGGUCAUUAUUUACUGGGAGAUAUUUCAAAUGAUUUAUCUAUCAAAAAUAGAGCCUUAAAUCUGCUUUUUCACGUGCAAGAUUUUCUUGUGACAAACUACUAUGUUUUGCCCAAGCAUGAUGAAAUCAUUAGGAAAAUAUUUCCGAACGCACCUUCCAUUUACGACCUGAAUACUAAUGUAUCUUUAGUGCUACUUAAUUGCCACACCAGCCUUUAUCCAGCUUUACCUUUGGUCCCUAACAUGGUUGAAAUCGGAGGUUAUUUUAUUGAUCCACCCAAGAAGCUCCCAGAAGACCUGCAGCAGAUACUUGACAGCGCUAAAGAAGGACUUGUAUAUUUUAGUAUGGGCUCUAACUUAAAAAGCAAAGAUUUACCUAAAGAAAAGAGACAAGCUCUGUUAAAGGCUUUUGGAAAACUGAAGCAAAAAGUGUUGUGGAAGUUUGAAGAAGACUUGCCUGAUAAACCUCCAAAUGUCGUUAUUAGGAGUUGGUUGCCCCAACAAGAUGUUUUAGCUCAUCCGAACGUUAAACUUUUCAUUACACAUGGAGGACUUCUUAGUACCACUGAAACAAUCUACCAUGGCGUGCCAGUUCUUGCUAUUCCAGUAUUUGGGGAUCAAAACCUCAAUGCCGACCUAGCUGUUUCCAAAGGAUUUGGAUUAAAACUGCCAUAUAGUAGUCCCGAUUUUAAUGAGGAAACUUUAUCGAGACUUUUAAAUGAGCUGCUAGGCAACCUAAAAUAUUUAAAAAAUGCGAAAAUUAGAUCAAAACUUUACCACGAUAGAACAAUGAAGCCUAUGGAUACUGCAGUAUACUGGAUUGAAUACGUCAUCAGACAUCGCGGAGCCACUCACUUAAGGGUUGCAGGAAUUAGGUUACCAUGGUAUAAAUACUUUAUGGUAGAUGUUUUGUCUAUUAUCAUCAUCUGCGCUGUUGUGGCUUAUAUGGCAUUGAAAUUUGUAAUUAAAAAAAUUUGUUGUAAAAGGCGUCAGACGAAACAAAAGACCAGUUAAAAAAACUAGUUUUAAGUAGACCUCUAGGCUGUAAUAUUUGUCAUUAGUUGAUAUUGUAAUAUCAUGUAUCACUAUUUAUUCAUUGGAAAAACAUUGUUGGUGUUAUGGAAUUCACAAAGGCAUUUAUUUUGUUUCUGAAAUAUGUUUAGGCUACACACAGAAAAUAGCUUUAGGUUAUUUUAAGAAAUUCUUUUACUCAUUUAUGGUACUUUGGCUUUUUCCAUUGACAUCUUCCUUAUAAAUGCAUUAUUUGAAGAUAAUUUGUGAUUAAAGAGUUAAUAUUA